UGACAUUUGCAAAACCCACCUGAGAUUUGUCUUAAAUAGUAGUUGCAUAGCUUCCCAAACUUUCCCCAAACUUGCCCUCCAAUUUCUUUUCCCCAACUUCUUGCUUGCAAUUAUUUUCCCACCUGGAUACCUAGUUACCUAGUUCCCUUUAAUUUGCGCAACAAAAAAAAAGACUAACCUAGAUGAGCAAUAUGGAAGCUUUCAACACCUCCAGAACCCUGCCCAUUUGCUACGCAACUACCUUCUCCAGCAGCAGCAGCAGCAGCAGCAGUGGCAGCAGUAGGGACAACAUCUGGGCACAUCACACAAUUGACACUAGUCCCUGGAUGGACAGCAGGAUCUGGAGUAGACUCCCUCAGCAACUCAUGGAUCGGGUGAUUGCCUUCCUCCCCCCACCCGCCUUCUUUCGUGCCCGAUCCGUCUGCAAGCGAUGGUAUGCUCUCUUAUUCUCCAAUACCUUCCUCCAACUAUACCUGCAGCUAUCCCCUCCCCACCACUGCUUCAUUUUCUUCAAGCACAAAACCCCCAACACCUACAUUUACAACACCAAACCCAAUCACUCCCAAUCGGGAUACCUCUUCGAUCCCUACCACCUUGCAUGGUACCGUCUCUCCUUCGCCUUCGUCCCCUCCGGCUUCUCCCCCGCGUCUUCCUCCGGCGGCCUAAUCUGCUGGGUCUCCGACGCCGCCGCUCCCAAAACCUUAAUCCUCUGCAACCCACUUGUGGGGUCCAUGACCCAACUGCCUCACACUGAACGCCCGCGGCUCUUCCCCUCCGUCGGCCUAGCCGUGGGGCCGUCGUCGAUCGACGUCGUCGUCACCGGAGACGACCUAACAUCCCCCUACGCAGUCAAGAACCUCACGACGGAGAGCUUUCACAUCGACGCGGAGGGGUUCUACUCGAUUUGGGGCACGACGUCGUCACUGCCGAGGCUGUGCGGGCUGGAGUCGGGUCGGAUGGUGUGUGCGGACGGGCGAUUCUACUGCAUGGACCACAGCCCGUUCAGCGUGCUGGCGUACGAGGUGGGGGCGAACCGGUGGUGCAAGAUCCAGGCGCCGAUGAGGCGGUUCCUGCGGUGGCCGAGCCUGGUGGAGAGCGGAGGGAGUGUGGUGCUGGUGGCGGCGGUGGAGAAGAGCAAACUCAACGUGCCUAGGAGCCUGAGGCUCUGGACCAUGCAGGGCGGCGCGUGGGCGGAGAUAGAGAGGAUGCCGCAGCAGCUGUACGUGGAGUUCGCGGAGGCGGAGGGGAACAGGGGGUUUGACUGCGUGGGGCACGGCGAGUUUAUUGUGAUUGUGAUUCGAGGAGGAGUAGGGGAGAAGGCGGCGGUGAUGUUUGAUGCCCGUAGGAAGAGGUGGGUUUGGAUUCCUGCGUGCCCUUUCAUGGAUAUGGAGAAAAACGUAAAUGGCGGAGACGGUGAGGAUGAACUACGGGGGUUUCCUUAUCAGCCGAGGUUGGCUACGCCGGUGACUGGGCUGCUUGAUCACUUGACGCUCCCCUUUCAGCCAUUUAGCGGGUAGUAGUGGCUAUCUCAGCUUGCUUUCAAUAGUUGAACGUGGAUUUGGGGAGUAAUUUGUAAUGGUUUGUAGGGCUGAAUUAGCAUGGAUCUAGUUAUUUAGUAGUGGGAAUGUAAUUUAAUGGAGCAUGCCAUGUCUACGUUAAAACUGUGUUACUAAUUAGCUUCGUUUCAGUGCUUCUCUUUAAAAUGUGAGAAAUUUUUUUUCUGAGGGAGCUUUUAUAUGAGUACAAAUUUCAGAGAUAUAUUAAUGGUUUCUAUUAAUGUUUA
Molecule: messenger RNA, 1783 nt
Organism: Malania oleifera
Lineage: Eukaryota; Viridiplantae; Streptophyta; Magnoliopsida; Santalales; Ximeniaceae
Product: protein UNUSUAL FLORAL ORGANS
Exons: 1
Coding region: 183-1517 (444 amino acids)
Molecular function (GO): protein binding
Source: RefSeq, a predicted model, not a curated record